Bathycoccus prasinos is the source of this 324-nucleotide messenger RNA. RefSeq lists its product with no specific name. Gene Ontology annotation, cellular component: PAM complex, Tim23 associated import motor. The transcript has a single exon. Gene Ontology annotation, molecular function: ATPase activator activity. The coding region runs from base 1 to 324 and encodes 107 amino acids. Lineage: Eukaryota; Viridiplantae; Chlorophyta; Mamiellophyceae; Mamiellales; Bathycoccaceae. Gene Ontology annotation, biological process: protein import into mitochondrial matrix. The record is from RefSeq and is a predicted model, not a curated record.
AUGUCAUCCGCGGCGGUCCUCGGCAUAGGCUUCGCGGCGACCGCGUUAACCGCUCGACAACUCAUCCUCGCCGGCGAAGCCUGGAUGCUCGCACCACCAAAAUUGAAGCAAUUUUACAAAGGUGGAUUCGACGACCAGAUGAGUCGACGAGAAGCGGCGUUGAUUUUAGGGAUACGAGAAUCCGCCGCGAAGAAUAAAGUGAUGGAAGCGCACAGGAAAGUGAUGAUGGCGAACCAUCCAGACGCGGGAGGGAGCCCGUUCGUGAGCACGAAAGUGAACGAGGCGAAAGAAGUUUUGCUCGGGAAGAAGAGUAAAUCCUUUUGA